Molecule: messenger RNA, 578 nt
Organism: Calypte anna (Anna's hummingbird)
Lineage: Eukaryota; Metazoa; Chordata; Aves; Apodiformes; Trochilidae
Gene: NDUFA12
Product: NADH:ubiquinone oxidoreductase subunit A12
Exons: 4
Coding region: 46-486 (146 amino acids)
Biological process (GO): mitochondrial respiratory chain complex I assembly; response to oxidative stress
Cellular component (GO): membrane
Source: RefSeq, a predicted model, not a curated record
GGCCGGAACAGCUUCGGCGCCGGGAGCGGGCGGAGCCGCCUCAAGAUGGCGGAAUACGUGGAGGUACUGAAGCGGGCAUUGAAGCACCUGGGCGGGCACGGCGGGCUCCGCGGCGCCUUUUGGCAGCUGAUAAGGGUCAAUGAUUUGAAGACAGGAAUGCUGGUAGGAACUGACAAAUACGGAAACAAAUACUAUGAAGACAAAAGAAAUUUCUUUGGUCGACACAGAUGGGUCAUCUAUACUGAUGAAAUGAAUGGCAAAAAUACAUAUUGGGAAGUUGAUGGAAGCAUGGUGCCCCCUGAAUGGCAUCGCUGGCUUCACUGUAUGACAGAUGACCCUCCAACUACUCAUCCACCAGUUGCUCGUAAAUUUAUCUGGGAGAACCAUAAAUUCAAUCUGAGUGGCACUCCUGGACAGUACGUACCUUACUCUACUACUCGUAAGAAGAUACAAGAGUGGGUCCCACCUACAACAGCAAGCAAAUGACAGCAACAAAGAAGUCUAACUUGCCACAGCUUUGGCUUUCAGUGUAAAUUGUAUUUUAACAGGUUUGUUCAAAAUAAAAGCCUCCUAUAACA